This is a messenger RNA of Rhopalosiphum maidis (corn leaf aphid), 1902 nucleotides long. RefSeq names its product proton-coupled folate transporter-like. The coding region runs from base 463 to 1902 and encodes 479 amino acids. Gene Ontology annotation, molecular function: transmembrane transporter activity. Gene Ontology annotation, cellular component: membrane. The transcript has 11 exons. Gene Ontology annotation, biological process: transmembrane transport. The record is from RefSeq and is a predicted model, not a curated record. NCBI's taxonomy places the organism in Eukaryota, Metazoa, Arthropoda, Insecta, Hemiptera, Aphididae.
GUAGUACCUAUUGUAAUUUAUAGUAGUAGGGCAAUAGUAAUAAGUACCUACCUACCUAGUAACUAAUGACUGUUGUAACUUAACUUAUUUUGUAUUGAUACCAACGAAUGUCUGAUACAGUCCUUCAAAAUCGUCAUCAAUAACUUGUAUUUUUAUUACUUGUCCAUAGUUAUCUAUGAAUUAACAGUUGUACGUCUGUUGGUUAGGUUUAUAUAGGUACGACUGUAGUAGUGUAGAUCGUCCGUAGAACAAAGCGCGUGACGUUUGUUUAUAGGUAAUAUUGUUGUUACCGUAUCGACACAAAACAUAAUAUUUCAUAGUACUACGGUUUUUAAAUACCAAGAGUGCAGUACUUAUUUUACAUCUAUUGUAUCGUUUGAAGAACAACAUACCUAUCGUCGGACAAGGUAAAAACAUUAAAAAAAACUGUUCCGGUUUUCAAUCGACCCAUCAUUCAUCAAUAUGGAAAAUGACGGUGAGUGUGCAGCUGUGGUGUCCUUAGAGGGCAGCAUCCAGGAGCCAGAGAAAGACAAUGGUGAAGUGGAAGUCUUAGAGCCUGAAGACAAGACCAAAUUCAGACUGACUUUGGAGCCUAUAAUGAUGCUAUUGCUACUGGGAGUAAAUGUCAGCAUGAUGGUGCAGACUAACCUAAUUGAAGAACGUGUAUGCCUCCAUAGUGAUCUUGGGAAAAAUAAAUCUGUGAAUUGUUAUAAUAUGACUGCUGCAGAACAAGAAAUAGUUCAACCAGCUGUGGCAGAUUUGCAGAUGAUCAAAAAUCUUAUCGAAACAUUGGUGCCUUGUGUAACUGCAUUGUUUUUGGGUCCAUGGAGUGAUAUAAAUGGUCGUUUGCCUUUGUUUUUAGCAGCGAUCUCAGGUAUAGUAGUUUCUAACUGUAUGUACUGUGUAUUUUCUACAAUACCUAGUCUACCUCCAGUUAUGUUUUUGCUGUGCAGCAUACCUGUUGCUAUAAGUGGUGGUGGUGGUGCAUUGUUUAUAGCUUCAUUUUGUUAUAUUGUUGACAUUACUGAUUUCAAAACGAGAGCUUUCAGAUUAGGUGUAUUACAAACAUUUAUAUCUUUGGGCUCAAUUAUUGGAUCAAUACUAAGUCCUAUGUUAAACAGCAAAUCGUCUACCUAUGCUUUUGCCUUAAGUGCAAUGUCCACAAUUGCUGGACUUCUUUACACAUCUCUAUUUCUCAAAGAAACUGUUAUCAUAAAAAAAGGUAUAAAUACAAAACUUUUCAAUCUCAGUCUAGUAAAAAAUAUGUGGGAAACUGUUGUGAAAAAAAGAUUUGGAUAUUUGAGAUGCAUAAUUAUUCUUUCUGCUGUGGUAUUAACUUUUAAUAUAGCUAUUGUAUUAGGUGAAGAUUCAUUGAUGUAUUUGUAUCUACAAAAACAAUUUUCAUGGACUUUAGAAAAUUAUACUUUAUUUAAUGCUUAUGCAACAUUAUUAAGUGCUAGUAUUCCUGCAAUUGGAUUGUAUGUAUUGAGCACUAAACUUGAAAUACCAGAUAUGUAUCUUGCUACAGCUGCUACAGGACUACGAAUCAUAGAAAAAGUUUGUUUAGCUUAUUCACAAUAUACAUGGCAAUUUUAUUUAGCAAAGAUUUUUGGUUGUGUGGUAUUGACCAGUGAACCAUUAGUUCGGUCUCAAUUAUCCAAGAGUUUUCCAUCAGAAGAUUUAGGUAAAAUAUAUGCGUUCAUAAGUGUGAUCGAAGGUUUUGGUACAUUAGUUGGUUCUCCGAUAUAUACUACGGCGUAUAAUAUGACAAUCCAUAAUUUUGCCAAUUUUAUAUUUCUCCUAUCAUCAGUAUUUGGCACAUUUGUUUUAGGCUUAUACAUAAUUAUAUUAUUCUUACUUUCGAAAAGUUUCAAAACAGAAGAUUUAUUAAUUGUAAACUAA